GUGUACAAAACAUCAGGAGAUGUCUGGACGAGGAAAAACCAGCGGCAAAGCUCGGGCCAAGGCCAAGUCUCGCUCGUCCUGGGCUGGACUGCAGUUCCCGGUCGGUCGUGUUCAUAGGCACUUGAGGAAAGGCAACUAUGCUCAGCGGGUGGGUGCAGGAGCCCCUGUCUAUCUGGCUGCUGUGCUCGAGUAUCUGACGGCUGAAAUCCUCGAGCUGGACGGCAACGCGGCCCGGGACAACAAGAAGAGCCGCAUCAUCCCCAGACAUCUGCAGCUGGCCGUCCGCAACGACGAGGAGCUCAACAAGCUGCUGGGAGGGGUGACCAUCGCUCAGGGCGGUGUGUUGCCCAAUAUCCAGGCCGUGCUGUUACCCAAGAAAACCGGCGGAGCGAGCAAGUAAGCGAGAGAAACUCAACACAGUGACCCAAAGGCUCUUUUCAGAGCCACUCACCAUGUCUGUGGAAGGGCUGAUUAUCGAUUAUGUUU
This is a messenger RNA of Amblyraja radiata (thorny skate), 486 nucleotides long. RefSeq names its product late histone H2A.L3-like. Gene Ontology annotation, cellular component: nucleosome. Bases 20 to 400 code for a protein of 126 amino acids. NCBI's taxonomy places the organism in Eukaryota, Metazoa, Chordata, Chondrichthyes, Rajiformes, Rajidae. The record is from RefSeq and is a predicted model, not a curated record. Gene Ontology annotation, molecular function: protein heterodimerization activity; structural constituent of chromatin; DNA binding. The transcript has a single exon.